Exophiala spinifera is the source of this 528-nucleotide messenger RNA. Its product is annotated as prefoldin, alpha subunit. NCBI's taxonomy places the organism in Eukaryota, Fungi, Ascomycota, Eurotiomycetes, Chaetothyriales, Herpotrichiellaceae. Bases 1 to 528 code for a protein of 175 amino acids. Gene Ontology annotation, cellular component: prefoldin complex; cytoplasm. The record is from RefSeq and is a predicted model, not a curated record. Gene Ontology annotation, biological process: protein folding; regulation of DNA-templated transcription. The transcript has 3 exons.
AUGUCCUCCCAACAAGGCGGCGUGGACGUGUCGACGCUCUCCGUCCAACAACUCUCGGCCCUCCAGGCACGGCUGUCCCAAGAACUCGAACACCUGAGCUCCUCCUACCAGCGCCUCCGGGCCGCCCAAUCCCGCUUCAGAGAUUGCAUAAGAAGUAUAAAGGAUGGAAUACAGGGCAAGAGCGGCGAGACACCACUCCUCAUCCCGCUGACGACAUCUCUCUACGUUCCCGCGACGCUGGCGAGCUCUACAGACCCAUCUCCCGACUCUGGCAAAUCGUCCAAGCCAUCCGUCCUCGUCGAUGUUGGCACGGGUUUCUUUGUCGAGAAAUCUCCAGAAGAUGGCAUCAGUUUCUACAAGGGAAAGGUGGAUGACCUGACCAAGAAUCUAGUAGAGAUUGAAAAAGCCGUAGGAGCAAAGAAUGAAAAUUUGAGAGUAAUUGAAGAUGUUCUGAGGCAGAAAAUGCUCGCUGAACAGGCCAGCGGGUCAGGCGUGGGCCGGGCCCAAGCACAAGCAAGUGCAGGAUAA